UGGAUAAACAGGUAUUGUUUGGUAUCUAAGCACGCCGUGAUAUACGAUAUGAUUUAUUAACUGUUUACAAGGUUAAGAAAAAAACAUAACUGGUCGUUUGUUAGUCUACAUUGUAGUAUCUGUAUUAUUAUAGAGAGAAAAAAAAAUAAUAUGGAGGAUGAAAAGAAUCCUGUGGCAGAAGUCUCAGAAACAGCUGCACAAAAUCCUGGCACUGAGACGCAGAACGGCAUUGAAGAGAGCGCAGUAGCAGACGACAAUCAGAAAGAAGGAAACGGAGAUCCUGAAAACAUGAAUGAAAAUAUGCCAGUAGACAUCCAAGCGUCGGAUAAACAGGAAAAUGAAAAAUUAAAUGACGAAAACAAAGUUAUGGAUGAAAAUCCUGAAGAAGUAGUGGAUGUGAACCAGUUUGAUUCUGUUUCUAAUGUAAAAUCUCUUCCAGAUCAAAAUAAAUCUAUCUCAGAGACAGAAUCUCAGAGAAAAAAGGAUCCAAUUUCAGUGGAAACUUCGAAAACGAAAGUCAGAAAGCCCAAGAAGUCGAUCUAUAUUUCCUACUCUCCUGAUGCCGGAUAUCUGGAACGAAAGUUUGUUUCGGAAAUUGUUCGUCAAUUGAAGGAAAAUAACUUAGGGGAUGAUAUUUGGUUCGACAAAGAUGAGCAGAAUACAGAUAGCCCAUCAUGGUUCUCGCUUAGGAUGGAAGCCACUGAAAAAUGUCGAGCGGUUAUACUGAUUUUAUCAGAGAGCUACUUCUCGUGUCCGGUAUCUGUUUACGAAGGAAAAACUUUGCUGGAACGAUUGAAAUUGGAACCAAAUUGUGUAAAGGUCUUUCCAGUUCUUUAUUCAUCGAUUGACAAUAAUGACAUCAUCAAACAAUUCGCUCCAAUCAUGAAGAGACCUGUUGAUCUUACAAAAAGACAUUUAAAGAAAAGUGUCGCAGAAAAAACGUCGAUCGUUAUUGGGGAAAUCAUGGAAGAGAUAGAAAAAUUUGGAUCUUUAAAUUCGACCUCAACUCCUCUCUUCCGACCAGAUACGGAAAUGUCUGGAGAAUAUUUGAACAAGAAAAUUUGUCAGUGGACUGUUGGUGAUUUACAGGAAUGGUUGUUCAAUCUUGGAAUCAAGGAAUUUUAUUUGCAGAGUCUGGCUGAGAAUAUGAUUGAUGGGUUCCUUUUAAUGUCAUUGACGGAUCACGACAUGGUUCAUUAUUUGGGAAUAGACAGUCGUGUCGUGCGCAAGAAGAUCAUGCAGCAGAUUCUAUUGACGCUAGACAAAGAACACAAGCAGGCGGACAACUGGCAUCUACGUGCCCGUGCUCAGAGAAUGAAAGAAGAUCUGGUUUAUUUAAUUUACGACCCCGCAGAUGUUCGAUUAGUGCAGAAUAUUAAAGCUGAUUUGAGAAGAAAAAAUCUUCAGGUAAUCCACCAUGACGGUCAGAAAUUGGGAAAAUCUAAGGAAGAAUUCCUGCGAAUAAAUGGACCGCAGAUUGCUACAGCUUCUCACGUUGUUGUGGUGAUGACGGAAGCAGCGACGUUGUCACCGUUUGUAUAUCAUGAAGCUCUGUUUGCUGAUUGGUUGGGGAAGAAAUUGGUGACCACUAUGUUCAAAAAUACCUGGCAUAAACUUCGACCAUCAGCAAAGGCUGUUUUAGGUGAUUGUCCAGCUAUAGAUUUUGAGAGUAAAUUGUACAGUGAGAGUCUGGAUGUUCUUGAACAUCAUAUUAAACCGUUACGACGUGUGCCUGGAGUCGUACUAGAACAGGCUUACUUAAACAAGAUGGCCGAAGGUCUGAAACCAUUUCACGAAAUAUCCUCCACAGGAAAUGGCAUCAGAAAUUCUUCUUCUUCGGCCUCAAACGAACCUCGAGUGUUCAUCAGCUAUCAUUGGGACAUGCACACGCGCGUUGACGAAAUACGACAGGCACUGGAGAAAAAUGGAUUCUUGUGUUGGGCAGAUAUUAAUUUACCGAGAGGUAACAGUAGCAGAAGCAGUCGGGCAAGUUUAAGCAACGGGAACAACAGCUGUGUGGAUGCCAGCAGUGCAACGUUACAAGGCCAAAUUCAUCGCAAUAUGAAAGAUUCAAAGGUGGUUCUUUCGUGUAUUACACCAAAAUAUCUCCAUAGUGACAAUUGCAGCAAAGACUUAACAUUAGCGGAUACUUUUAAUAAACCGAUUAUCCCCCUUCUUUUACGAUUUACUCCAAUUGACAGUGCCCCAUUACCAGUUCGUAAAAUUUUAUCGCGACACUCUUGCGUGGAUUUGAGCAAUGAGCGUCUGUAUAAACAAAACAUCAACGUCGUUUUAGACAAAGUGAAAAAAUUAGCGAGUCCACGAUGAAAUGCCGAAAAUUAUUGUCAAAAUGAGAGUGAACUAACAUUUACCAAAAUUUGUGAAGAAAAUCUCAAGGAUGAUAUUUUUCUAAUUUGCUCAAAUAUUUUUUACACAAUAAAUAACAAAGUACAACAAAAAAUGUUAGCUAUACUAAGAAGUGAUAUCUGUUGUUCCAGAAAGCAUAUUCUGUCUCCUGCAUGAUACUUCUUAUAGUUAAGUGGGAGUGAAAAUGAAAACCUCGUCAUGAGAUCAGAGUUGAUUAACUGUCCAGUACGGUGUCCUCAGAUUUAAAUUGCUGUUGACCACCCAAAGGUUGAAUUUUUGGAACCAUGAACUAGGCCUCAAGUUCAUAUUCAUGUUAAGGGGAACAACGCUGUUCAAAAAAUGCUUAAGCCUCCGCCAAUUCAGGUAUGAUCAACAUGGAACCUGACAGACAUGUUCCUGGGACAAUUGGGCAUCGAUUGAGUGAUUUGGAUUGUGAUAUGACAUCACAAUUCCAAGAUGGCAGCGAUGAAGUCAUUCUCAGUUCCUGGUCCACAGUUGGCUACGCUCGUCCUUUUUUCAUUCCUUUACGCUUUAAUAGAAAAGUUAGAGCAAUCAAUACAAUAAAUUUAUCUUUACGCUUUAAUAGAAAAGUUAGAGCAAUCAAUAUAAUAAAUUUAUCUCGGAUAGUGUUUUUAGUUUUAAUUUGUUGUUCACCGCCCAUGAAUUCUUUCAUUGGACUGGAGUGAAUGAAGUUCAAGGUCUCUUAGGGUAAAUACAGCAGCCAUUUUGGUUGUUGAAAUAUCAGAACAAUUAAUCUAAUAAAUUUAUCUUGGACAGUG
Molecule: messenger RNA, 3146 nt
Organism: Patella vulgata (common limpet)
Lineage: Eukaryota; Metazoa; Mollusca; Gastropoda; Patellidae
Exons: 4
Coding region: 151-2328 (725 amino acids)
Biological process (GO): signal transduction
Molecular function (GO): protein binding
Source: RefSeq, a predicted model, not a curated record